Prorocentrum cordatum is the source of this 2163-nucleotide messenger RNA. The record is from the annotation of a GenBank genome assembly. NCBI's taxonomy places the organism in Eukaryota, Dinophyceae, Prorocentrales, Prorocentraceae.
AUGCGCGACUCGGGGAUCGACGAUGAUGCGAUGCUGGUAGACGGUUCAGCACCUCGUCCUCUGCGAGACCAUGGCGACAUCAUCGCAGCUGGCUACGUGGAUAACUUCGCCACCGUCUCACUCAGUCCAGAAGUUGCCACCGCUUCGUGCCGGGCCAUUCGAGACGUGCUGGUUGCGAGGGGCUUACCUGUAGAAGAGUUCGCCCCCGCGGCGCAGCGCGUCACCUUCGCUGGCCUCGACAUCUUGGGCGACGUCGGCGUCAUCAGGUGCAAGGUGGACCGGUUGUCUCGGUUGCGCCAGGCCCUGCUUGGGCUACUCAGACGUGGCUUCGCAUCUCCGCUUGCGUUGUCCGCCGUGGUCGGGCACUGCACCUGGGGGAUGAUCACCAACAGGCCCAUGCUCUCCAUCUUCCACGCAGUCUACCGCUUCAUGGGUCAGGACUCGCGUCGGGCUUUGCCGCUGUGGCCGUCAGUCGUCUCUGAGCUCCGUGCCGCUGCUUCCCUCAUCCCGUUGUGGUGGGCUGAUGUCAGGGCAGAGUGGGCGGCCACCACCUUUUGCAGCGACGCCUCUCCAUACGGCAUUGGCGUGUGUCGCAAGUUCGUGGAACAGGAGGUCGUUGCUGCCGCAGGUCGACUGUCUGAGAAAUGGCGCUACCGCUUCUCCGAUGCCGUGCACGCCCGCGCCCACGCUCUGGGAGUCGACCCGAACGUCGUGUUGGAAGCUGCCGUGAGCAAAAGAGGCCUCAAAGACUGCGAGCAGUGCCCGAGGCCUCCCGAGGCCCAAAGCAAGCCCUCGCCCACCGCGUCAUCAUCACCUCGAGGGCUCGACGAGAUUUCGCUGGACGGCUUCGACGAGGUUCCCGACUCGAUCACGGCUUCCGACGGCUGGUCUACGAUAUAUAGCGCACGGCAUUCGAGGUUCGGUUUGGACAUCAUGCGAUACGAGGCGGAGGGCUUCGCGAUCCACUACGACGCCUCUGUGCUCUGUCCGCAGCUUCUGGCAUUCGCCACGCUGUGCGAUGGAUCCCUAGCGAGAGCAAUGCCGCAGACUCGCCGUCGAGGACAGGUCUCUUUGUCGGGCCGACCUUCGAGGAGCACCAAGCGGGUGCACCCCGAGUUUCGGCGCCAGCGAGCCACGACCGUGACGGAGCAGAGGACCAAUACGCAUCCAGGACCACAACGGCUCGGGCGGGGUGCGCUCUCGGUCCUCGAGUCAGCUGCCGUGUCGGACACAACCAUGGCCAACUACUGGGGCGCCGCCAAGAAGUUCGAGGAGUGGUGCCGCUGGACGUCCCAGACCUUCACCACGGCGGCGGAGGUCGAUGUCAUCCUAGUUACCUACUUCGUGAACCUCUUUCUGGACGGAUUCGACAGUGCUACGGGCCGAGUCCUGCUCGCCUCCUUGAAGCACUACCUGCCUUCGAUCCUGGUGGGCAGGACGCCGUGCCCGCGUGCAGCUCGCGCCUUGACAGGCUGGCGGAAGCUCGUGCCCCCGCAGAUGCGACUACCCCUUCCACGGGCGGCGAUGGCCUCCAUCGUGGGCGUCCUCAUCUCGUGGAAGCUCUUCGGCAUGGCAGUGUUCGUCAGGCUGAUGUUCGACACCUACCUGAGGCCCAGCGAGGCCUAUCGGCUAACAGCGGGCAGCGUUAUUCGACCAAGACCCGAUGCCGCCCGCGGGUACGGACAUUGGGCCCUGAUCGUCAACGACGCCUGCCUCGAUCGUCCUGGGAAGACAGGGGAGAUGGACGAGAGCGCGAUCGUCGACAACCCGACGCUCUGGCCCCUUCUCGACGCGCUGGUGCUGGGCAAGAAGACGAGCGACGGCCUCUGGACCUUCGCCCCCGACGAGGUGCGGAGCAUGUUCCGUCGCGCUGCCGCUGCGCUCGGGUUGGAAGCCGAGAUGACGCUCUACUCCCUUCGGCAUGGGGGUGCGUCCGACGACCUCCUGUCUCUCCGACGCACCAGGAAGGAGGUCAAGGACCGCGGCCGAUGGAGGACGGACCAGAGCCUCCUCCGCUAUGCCAAGAGGGCUCGUAUGCAGCAGCGGAUCGCCUCCCUAGGCCAGAACCUGAUCGACUUCGGGCACGCGGUCGACUCGCAGAUGAACGAUCUCAUUCUGCAGACCACCUCCUCAGGCGUCUUCCCGCUGCAAGUGCCGCUUGCC